Molecule: messenger RNA, 1110 nt
Organism: Callithrix jacchus (white-tufted-ear marmoset)
Lineage: Eukaryota; Metazoa; Chordata; Mammalia; Primates; Cebidae
Gene: FGF3
Product: fibroblast growth factor 3
Molecular function (GO): growth factor activity
Source: RefSeq, a predicted model, not a curated record
CUCGCCGCGGCCGGGCUGCCGCCCCUUCCAUGGGCGCCGCGCUCGCCUGCAGCCGCCGCCGCCGCGGGGCGGGCGCGAUGCCACGAUGGGCCUGAUCUGGCUGCUGCUGCUCAGCCUCCUGGAGCCCGGCUGGCCCGCGGCGGGCCCUGGGGCGCGGUUGCGGCGCGAUGCGGGCGGCCGCGGCGGCGUCUACGAGCACCUCGGCGGGGCGCCCCGGCGCCGCAAGCUCUACUGCGCCACGAAAUAUCACCUCCAGCUGCACCCAAGCGGCCGCGUCAACGGCAGCCUGGAGAACAGCGCCUACAGUAUUCUGGAAAUAACGGCGGUGGAGGUGGGCAUUGUGGCCAUCAGGGGGCUCUUCUCUGGGCGGUACCUGGCCAUGAACAAGAGGGGUCGGCUGUAUGCUUCGGAGCACUACAGCGCCGAGUGCGAGUUUGUGGAGCGGAUCCACGAGCUGGGCUAUAACACGUAUGCGUCACGGCUGUACCGGACGGUGUCCAGUACACCCGGACCCCAGCGGCAGCCCAGCGCGGAGAGACUGUGGUACGUGUCUGUGAACGGCAAGGGUCGGCCACGCAGGGGCUUCAAGACCCGCCGCACUCAGAAGUCCUCCCUGUUCCUGCCCCGAGUGCUGGACCACAGGGACCACGAGAUGGUGCGGCAGCUGCAGGGUGACCUGCCCGGACUCCCUGGUAAGGGGGUCCAGACCCGGCGGCGGCGGCAGAAGCAGAGCCUGGAUGGCCUGGAGCCCUCACACGUUCAGGCCCCGGGACUGGGCUCCCAGCUGGAGGCCAGUGUGCACUAGCUGGGCCUGGUGGCCACCGCCAGAGCUCCUGGCAACGUCUUGGCGUGGCAGCGUCUUGACUCUGACUCUCCUCCUUGAGCAUGUGUCCCCUCGUCCUGCCCCUGCGUCUGGGUUGGCCACUGUUUCCAGAGCCAGCCCAAAUCAGGGUCCCAGGGUCCAGCGGGAACUGAAGAGCGCCCCAGUGGGAGCUCAGAGAGGGCUGCCUGCAGUGCAGGACAUUUGUGGGUCUGUGGUGUGGCCAGAAGCCCGUGGGCAAGGCUCUCAGUGCCAGCCCCGGCAGACCGACAUGUCUCCAGCAGCAACAG